Periconia digitata is the source of this 2991-nucleotide messenger RNA. NCBI's taxonomy places the organism in Eukaryota, Fungi, Ascomycota, Dothideomycetes, Pleosporales, Periconiaceae. The record is from the annotation of a GenBank genome assembly.
AUGCACAACGUGGAAACGCUCACACACGACGAUUACACAGUGGCAUGGAUCGCCCCACUGGAGGUCGAGUCGAUCGCCGCGAGGCUGAUGCUGGAUACGAAACACGAGAAACUGCCACAGUCGCCCGUUGAUCAUAAUGUAUAUGCGCUGGGCAGUAUCAAUGGCCACAAUAUUGUGAUCGCUAGUCUGCCCACGACGGGCAACACUUCCGCAGCUACGGUCGUCACACAACUGCGGAACACUUUUAAGCAGAUUCGAUUCGGACUGUUGGUUGGCAUUGGAGGCGGCGUGCCGACGAAAACGGAUAACGGACCCAUUCAUCUCGGGGAUGUGGUGGUGAGCAAGCCGGAACGGGACCACUCUGGCGCCAUCCAGUACGAUCACGGCAAAGCUCUGGAAGGUCACUUUCGCCGUACUGGAUACCUGACUCCACCACCUACCGUUCUCCUAAACGCCGCGCAGGAUCUGUCAACAGAGCAAGCUAUCGCAGAAGGCGAUCUUAUUGUUCCGCACCUACAGAACAUUAACACUAAACGACCAGCGCUUCGGAAGUACAAAUACCCAGGCUCAGACCAGGAUAACCUGUACAAGUCCGACUAUCCUCAUCGUACCGAAGGGUCUUCAUGUCGUUCCUGUGCAUGCGAUCCGUCACAAAGGGUCGACCGUAAUGCAGAUGAAAACCAGGAUGACGAGAUUCACGAAGACCGCAGCUCACGGAUUGUGGUUCAUCGAGGAACAAUCGCGGCGGGCGAGAGAGUGAUCAAAGAUAGUCGGCUGAGGGAUGAGUUGGCCAAAGAGCACGGCGCUCUCUGCUUCGAGAUGGAGGCUGCGGGGGUGAUGAACGACUUUCCUUGUCUUGUUAUCCGUGGCAUUUCAGACUAUGCCGAUUCUCAUAAGAAUAAUGGCUGGCACGGCUACGCAUCGGCAACCGCUGCGGCAUACGCAAGACAGCUGUUCUUCCACAUGCCCGUUGACGAAGUGAAGCAAUGUGCUGUGGGACUCGCAGGCGUUGUCGAUGAGCUGAAGAAUGUCACGAGUGCGAUAGAACACACAGCUGGAAGACAAGAUAAGCAUAACCAAUGGCAAAGACAACAUAGCCAGCAACAAGAUAUCCGUUACGAAAACGAUAGGCAACGCCAAUGCCAUCGCGCGUUCAAGAUAGGCAGCUAUGAAGACCAAAAGAAUAUCAACCCUGAAGCGGUCCCAGGCACAUGUCAGUGGGUACUAACUCAUGAACAGUACCGGAAAUGGCAUCAAAAUUCGCAUAGCGACUUGCUAUGGAUCUCGGCUGACCCUGGUUGCGGAAAAUCUGUUCUUGCUAGGAAGCUGGUUGACCAGGACCUCCAAAACGAAAGCGCAUACACGGUGUGCUACUUCUUCUUCAAGGACAACGAGGAUCAGAACAGCCUGUCAGCUGCUCUUUGCUCCAUCCUCCAUCAAUUGUUCGCUAGCCAGCCAGGGCUUAUAAAGUAUGCUCUGACAGCAUGGGACAAGCACGGCGAAAAGAUACAGUCGGAACAAGAAGAGCUGUGGAGAAUUCUGCUAGGAGCAGUUUCGGACACGCAAUCUCGCAAGAUAGUUUGCGUAUUUGACGCGCUCGACGAAUGUCGCGAAGACCAUAGAGAGCGCUUUAUCUCUAUGUUGUCCGAAUUUUACCAAAAUAUGCAUAGCAACCCCUCAAAGGAGGAAAGCUUCAAGAUUCUCGCCACUAGCCGCCCUUACGACGAGAUACGAGAUGGUUUUGAGAAGAUACCCUCGUCACUACCAACCAUCCACCUACGGGGGGAUGAGAUGAACGACUGUAUCCAUAAAGAGAUUGACCUUGUCGUUCGCGCAAGGGUCGUCGAGUUAGCAAAGAAACACAAACUUGCCAAAAAGACAAAGCAAAGACUGGAAGAGAAGCUUCUUAGGAUGGAGCAUCGAACCUAUCUCUGGCUCUAUCUUGCCAUCGGAGGAAUUAAAAAGGUCUAUGCUGAUAGUCUGAGACCAGAAGAGGAGUCAGUUGACUCGCUACCAACCUCUGUAGAGGAUGCAUAUGACAAAAUACUGGCGAGAGUUACCUCAGAGCAGGAAGAUAACGCGAAGAAAAUCUUGCAGAUCGUUGUCGGUGCAAGACGUCCGUUGACGACGGGAGAACUGGCGAAAGCCUUGGGUGUGGCGAUGGAGCCGGAUACACUUAAAGGGAAGAUCCGUCGGUUGUGUGGAUUGUUCAUCUUUUUCAAUAACUCGCGGACAUAUCUGAUACACCAGACAGCAAAAGAAUUUCUUGUCGGGAGCUCGGUAACCGGAAAUGCUCGAUGGAAACAUUGCUUCAGUCUGUCCGAAACAGAAAGGCUUAUGGCACAGAUAUGCAUCGAUUAUCUGGCACCAAACGAUCUCGAAAGAGGCGGAGGGAACGAAAAGCAUCGUGCGGAUGGUCUAGCACAUUCAACGGAGCACUGGCCUGAUCGUUUUUGGCGAUUAUCUCGGGUCGGACAUCAAGACUCGGCCAUCGAAGAAUACAAAACGAAGCAUCCACUGCUGGAUUAUGCUGCAAACUAUUGGAUACCCCACGUACAAGACGGGAAUGUUAUCGAUUCUGAAUUGGUCACUCGCGUGGCAAAACUCUGCGACAUUGGCGAUGGACACGCCUGCGCCUGGUUUCAAGUCUACUAUACAUCAGCGUACCGUCCGCAGCUGGGUGGCCAUGCGCAACACCACCAGGCAAAAUGUGGACUUCAUUGGGCUGUCGUGUUGGGCGUUGUUGCGGCUGCAAGAAUCUUUCUAGAUACUAAAAAUGCCACAAGCAACAGCGAUCAAGACAUUGGUGAUGUUUUUCUAGAAGCCACAAGAAACACCAGCUUCGGGGCAGAGCUUACAGCACUCCUUCUCGACCGUCGCAGCGCAGACAUCCAGAUCACGCAAGAGGUCGUUGUCGCAGCUGCAAGGAACUCAGACAAUGGCAAAGACAUUAUGACACUCCUUCUCGACCCAAUGGCAAGGACAUUAUAA